GUAUCUCGUGCGCGCGCUCUCUUCAGGCACGAGGGAAACCGCACUCGAUCCCAAGAUUACACACGAGCUUCACUGUCUUCUUGACUUCACUCAUGUUGACUUAUCAUCACCCUGAACUUCUGUCUUCAGUACAUACACUAGCCUAAAAUGACCUGAAAGUGUCGUUUAUCAUAAUAUCAGCUCUAUAAAGAGCGCACGAAGACGAGAUAAGUUAAUCAAUUUAGCAAUAAAAUCCCCCAAUAGCACUGAGAGAAGGGUUCGUGCACCAAAUAAGCAUUCAAAAAACGCGUUGUUCUGCGCUGUUUACCCUCAAUGCACGGAUGAAAGAAAGCAAAGAUCGAUGUUGAGGAGCACGAGGUCGUGGGGUGUGUGACAGCUGGGCGGAGAGACUGAAACUCCGGAGGCAGCACGCGCACUGGGGUGAGUAGAGGAGGGCAGAUGUUCGGGUGAGUCGGUGCUCAGUGCUCUGUUUUUACCGAAGGAAGAGAGAGCGAGAGUCGGCGGUUCCGUUGCAGCGUGAAAAUUUUGGACGAAAGGAUGCAGCGUAACCGGAGCUUCCCCGAGAUGCACGCGCGCUGCGCGAGCUGCCUCCUACUGUGGCUGAUGAGCGCGUGCUGGACGGCGGCGGAGAUGCGGGGGUCCCAGUCAGAGAUCCCCUUAUCAGUGGUUAAACUCUGGGCUUCAGCGUUUGGUGGUGAAAUAAAAUCAAUAGCAUCAAAAUACUCUGGAUCUCAGCUCUUGCAGAAGAAAUACAAGGAGUAUGAGAAAUCGGUGCGAAUAGAGGACAUCGAUGGCGCAAAACUGGUGAAAAAUAUGGCUCAGAAUAUGGAAGAAAUGUUUCGGAAGAAAGCCGAGGCCACACGAAGGCUUGUAGAAGCCGCAGAGGAGGCUCAUCUACAGCACGAGGAGAACCCAGACUUACAGUACGAGUAUUUCAACGCGGUGCUGAUAAACGAGGUGGAUGAAGAUGGGAACAGCGUGGAGCUCGGAGGAGAGUUUCUCCUGGAGCCAGACGAUCAUUUUAAUAACCUGUCCGUCAACCUCAGCCUCAGCGUGGUGCAGGUGCCAACCAACAUGUACAAUAAAGACCCUGACAUUGUUAAUGGUGUUUAUUGGUCUGAAGCGUUAAACAAAGUUUUCGUGGAUAACUACAAAAGAGACCCAUCCCUUAUUUGGCAGUACUUUGGAAGCGCUAAAGGUUUCUUCAGACAAUACCCAGGUGUAAAGUGGCAUCCAGAUGAAAAUGGUGUCAUUUCAUUCGACUGCAGAAAUCGAAAAUGGUAUAUCCAGGCAGCCACGUCUCCUAAAGAUGUUGUGAUUCUGGUGGAUGUCAGUGGAAGUAUGAAGGGUCUAAGACUCACUAUAGCUCGACAGACUGUCGCGUCCAUACUGGACACACUGGGGGAUGACGACUACUUCAAUAUUAUCGCGUACAACCAGGAGAUUCAUUAUGUGGAACCCUGUCUGAAUGGAACCCUAGUUCAAGCCGACAGCACUAAUAAAGAUCACUUUAAAGAGCACCUGGACAAGUUAUUCGCCAAAGGAAUCGGACUGCUGGGCAAUGCGCUGAGCGAGGCGUUCACAAUCUUAAAUGAGAUUAAUCAGACUGGUCGUGGAAGUACAUGUAGUCAGGCGAUUAUGCUGAUUACAGAUGGAGCGACUGAAAUGUAUGAUGAUGUUUUUGCCAAGUACAACUUACCUGAUCGAAAGGUUCGAAUAUUCCCCUACCUGAUUGGUCGUGAAUCCGCAUUUGCCGAUAACCUAAAAUGGAUGGCGUGUGCCAAUAAAGGUUAUUUCAGCCAGAUCUCAACGCUGGCUGAUGUGCAGGAGAACGUCAUGCGAUAUUUGCAUGUGAUGAGCAGACCGAAAGUCAUUGAUCAUGAACAUGACACAGUAUGGACCGAAGCUUAUGUGGAUAGCGCACUCGCACAGGCGCACAAGCAGCUUGGAGAGAAUAAGGCUCCGAAUCCAAUAACAACGGUGGCCAUGCCUGUGUUUAGCACCAGGAAUGAGACGAAAAACCAAGGCAUCCUGCUGGGCGUCGUGGGCACUGACAUCCCCAUUCAAGAGUUAAUGAAAACCAUACCAAAACACAAGUUAGGAAUACACGGAUACGCCUUUGCCAUCACUAAUAACGGUUACAUCUUGACACAUCCUGACCUGAGGCCGCUGUAUCAGGAAGGCCAGAAAAGGAAGAAACCCAGUUACAGCAGCGUGGACCUGUCGGAGGUGGAAUGGGAAGACACAGAGGAUGUUCUGCGCACAGCAAUGGUGAACAGACGAACUGGAACUUUCUCAAUGGAAGUGAAAAGAACUGUGGACAAAGGGAAACGUGUGUUGACAAUGCACAAUGAUUAUUACUACACCGAUAUCAAAGGAACUCCAUUUAGUGUAGGUGUGGCUCUAUCUCGUGGACAUGGCAAAUACUUCUUCAAAGGCAACGUAUCACUGGAAGUAGGCCUUCAUGACUUGGAGCAACCGGAUGUUGCCCUUGCUGAUGAAUGGACGUACUGUAACACAGAUGAACGCCAUGAACACCGUCACCUCACCCAAGUUCAGGCCAUCAAAAUUUACAUGACCAGCCGUAGACCUCACCACAAAUGUGACAGAGAGCUGAUUCAGCAGGUUUUGUUUGAUGCCGUGGUCACCGCACCUUUAGAGGCGUACUGGACUGGACUGGCCCUUAACAAAUCUGAAAAUUCUGAUAAAGGAGUUGAAAUCGCCUUCCUUGGUACCCGCACUGGACUUUCCAGAACCAACCUAUUUGUCGUUCCAGAGCAGCUAACCAAUAAAGAUUUUCUCACGGCUGAAGAUAGAGAGGGCGUCUUUAACGCAGAUCAUUUUCCUCUGUGGUAUAAGAGAGCCGCAGAGCAGGUCCCCGGCACCUUCGUUUAUUCAAUUCCUUUUGGUUCAGGGGGAGAAAACAAAAGUAUUGUUUUGGCCAGCACUGCUAUCCAGCUGCUUGAUGACAGAAAGUCUCCUAUAGUGGCAGCUGUGGGGAUUCAAAUGAAGCUGGAAUUCUUUCAGAGAAAAUUUUGGACCGCCAGUCGACAGUGUAAUGCUCUGGACGGCAAAUGCAUCAUCAGUUGUGAUAAUGAGGACAUUAAGUGUUAUCUCAUAGACAACAAUGGCUUCAUUCUGGUCUCCGAAGACGUUUCUCAGACAAAUCUGUUCUUUGGAGAAGUGGAGGGAGCCGUCAUGAACAAACUUCUUCUCAUGGGCUCAUUUAAAAAGAUUACUUUAUAUGACUACCAGGCUCUAUGUAAAGAGUAUGCAGGCAGUAGUGACAGCGCCUACCAUCUACUGGAUCCCUUUUCCACUGUGAAAUGGCUUUUGACUGAACUUGUCAUAUUUCUGCUGGAGUUUAAUCUGUAUAGCUGGUGGAACUGUGGCUCUACAGUUAACGCUCAGAGAUCUCAGAGGACGAUGAUGGUUCCAUGUGACACAGAAUAUCCAGCAUUUGUGUCUGAACGCACCAUCAAAGAGACCACAGGCAACAUUGACUGUGAUGGCUGUAUACGCACAUUUGUCAUACAGCAAAUUCCCAGCAGUAAUCUGUUUAUGGUGGUUGUUGAGAAUAAAUGUGACUGUAUCUCCGCCCCUCCAGUUACCAUGGAACCUAUUGAAAUCAUUUAUAAUGAGUCACUGAAGUGUGACAGACUGAAGUUUCAGAAAGACCGCAGACGUCCACAGUCCUGUCACCCUUUCCAUCCGCAGGAGAAUGCUGUGGAGUGUGGUUCAGCGAAUACAUUGAAUUUUUCAUUGGUGGCCAUUAUAUUCCCUGUAGUGUCCUUUCUUAUCAGCAGGUGACCUCUGACCCUGGCCUUGACCAUUAGGCUUAUUUUACACCCAAAUCAGAAAGCCAUGCUUCUGCCAAACAUGAAAUCUCAGUCCACAGAGAUCAAAAUCAUCUUUGUGAUGUCUGAAUUACUAAGCAUAGAUGAUAUUUAUUGCCGUCAAAGACUGUGUUAGAAUCUGUUGAGUGUUUUAUUCUUACAUAUGGACAAGUGAAUAUAUCUGGAUAUAUUAGUGGCGCUGCCAGCCAUCACAGCUAACCGCAGUCCAUGUAGCUGUGUAGCUUUGAGAAUUUCAUACACAAUUUAGUCUUAACCUGUCCUGUGUUAAGCACAGAGAAUAACUGAGCAAAAAUGUCAUUCAUGUCGGUAUUAUUUGCCUGCCUCCCAAAUUUAAUUUAAGCUCUGAAGAUGCAUGACGUGAAAAAAUAGGAAUAUUUCACAUUGCUGUUUGUAAGAAUAGCGUACAUUGUCAUCAAAUGAUGAGAUGUGGGUUCUUCACAAACUUUAUAAGUUUUGCCUGCUUACAGUAUUUGGAAAAUGACUUUUGACUGAUUAAUCCCUUUACAUCAAAGGAAAGCCAUGUUGUGUAAAUAAAAAC
Paramisgurnus dabryanus is the source of this 4395-nucleotide messenger RNA. The record is from RefSeq and is a predicted model, not a curated record. NCBI's taxonomy places the organism in Eukaryota, Metazoa, Chordata, Actinopteri, Cypriniformes, Cobitidae.